Messenger RNA from Cornus florida, 2160 nucleotides. RefSeq lists its product as uncharacterized. Bases 1 to 2160 code for a protein of 719 amino acids. The record is from RefSeq and is a predicted model, not a curated record. The transcript has a single exon. NCBI's taxonomy places the organism in Eukaryota, Viridiplantae, Streptophyta, Magnoliopsida, Cornales, Cornaceae.
AUGCCCACAAUUGACAGUUUCGACAGAACUAAGGAUCCCCUCGACCACUUGGAGACUUUUCAGGCGCUGAUGCACCUGCACGCGAUGCCGGAUGAGAUCAUGUGCAGGGCUUUCCCAACGACUCUCAAAGGAUCAGCACGGGUAUGGUUCAACAAACUAAAGCCAAGAACCAUCGAAACCUUUGAAGAAUUGAGUAAGGGCUUUGUGGGCCAUUUCAUUGCUGGCCAGAGGCAUAGAAGGCCGGCUACCCACCUCCUCACUGUGAAGCAACGAAAGGGAGAGUCACUGCGAGAUUACAUUAGUCGUUUUAACACGGAGAUGUUACAUGUGGAGGAAGCGGAUGACAAGGUGGCCCUAGCCGCCUUCAUGGGAGGACUCCAAACCUCAAGAUUCCUCUUCUCUUUAUCAGAAGAACCUCCUACCAGUAUGGCCGAGUUAUUGGUUCGAGCUAAAAGACAUAUGAAUGCUGAAGAUGCAAUGAUUGCGAGAAAGGGAAAAGAAGGGGAGGAUAAGAAGUCAGACAAGAAAAGGCCGGCCCUGACAAUCAGAGAUGAAAAGGAAACCGAGUAUAAGAAACCCAUGGUCAACCAGAAUAAAAGGGCGUCUCGCUAUAAGAAAGCGGAGAGGUAUACAAAUUACACUCCUUUAAAUAUGCCGAUAGAUCAAGUUUUCCUGCAGAUCCAAGAUGAGCCAUAUCUGAAGUGGCCACCGAAGUUGAAGUCAGAUUCGGCAAGGAAACCUCGUGAUAAGUAUUGCAGGUUCCAUAAAGACCAUGGGCACGCUACAAAGGAUUGCUUCAACCUUAAGGAUCAGAUUGAGACUCUAAUCCGAAGGGGGUACAUGCGAAAGUUUAUUGUGGGGAAUGACAGAACCGACAUUAAUCCACUAAAAGCAAGCCGAGACAACCACCCUCCUGAUCAACAACCAAUAGGAGAGAUCAGGGUUAUAGCUUGGGGGUGUGCAGGAGGUGAAGAAUUAAGCUCAACCCGUAAGGCCUGUGCCAGGAGAAUGCGAAGCUCAUCUGAGGUGUGCGAAGUUGGAGUACAGAUUCAACAUCGAAAGAUGCCUCGUUUAGGUGAUCCAGUUAUUACAUUCUUAGAUGAAGACAUGAAGGAUGUGCAACAACCUCAUGACGACCCUCUUGUCGUCACCAUGAUGAUCGCUAACUAUAAUACUCGGCGAAUCUUGGUAGAUAAUGGAAGUUCAGCUGAUAUCAUUUUUCUUGAUGCAUUCAGCAAGAUGAAGAUUGGUAAGGAGAAACUCAGACCUACUAGAUCACCAUUGGUGGGAUUCACGGGAGACAAGGUCUAUCCUCUAGGAGCGGUCAUCCUUCCUGUCACUGCAGGAACCAGCCUAAAACAAGUCACUGUCAUGGUAGACUUCCUGGUGGUAGAUUGUCCAUCUGCUUACAAUGUCAUCCUAGGAAGAGCGACCUUAAAUUUGAUGAGGGCCAUCACUUCGACUUAUCACCUAUUAAUGCGCUUCCCUACCGAGCAUGGCGUAGGCGAACUAAGAGGAGAUCAGUCCAUUGCCAGAGAAUGCUAUGUUGCCUCUCUCAAAGAAAAGAUGCAGCAAGAGGCUUUGAUUGUCGAUGAAGUUGAAGAGAAUGAGCAAGACCGUGCUAAGCCAAUCGAGGACUUAGUGGAGAUAUGCUUGAAUGACACUGACGUAACAAAAAAGGUAAGGAUAGGGUCUCUGCUCCCCUCAGAUUUCACAAAUAUUCUUAUACAGUUCCUCAGACAUAAUCAAGAUGUAUUCGCUUGGUCACAUGAAGACAUGCCCGGUAUUAAUCCAACUACGAUUGAGCAUCGAUUAAACACAGAUCCUACAUUCAAACCUAUCAGGCAAAAACGAAGAACAUUUGCCGCGGAAAGGAACAUGGCUAUAUCAGAAGAGGUGAAUAAACUUAUGAAAGCUGAUUUCAUCCAAGAGGUUCGUUAUCCCGACUGGUUGGCCAAUGUUGUUUUGGUAAAAAAUGCCAAUGGAAAAUGGAAGUUGUGCGUAGACUUUACCGAUUUAAAUAAGGCGUGCCCCAAAGACAGUUUCCCUCUGCCAAGAAUUGAUAUGUUGGUAGAAGGGACAGCUGGCCAUGAGCUGCUCAGUUUUAUGGAUGCAUACUCGGGGUAUAACCAAAUCUCAAUGCACAUACCAGACCGAUAG